Opisthorchis viverrini is the source of this 1377-nucleotide messenger RNA. RefSeq lists its product as hypothetical. Lineage: Eukaryota; Metazoa; Platyhelminthes; Trematoda; Opisthorchiida; Opisthorchiidae. The transcript has a single exon. The record is from RefSeq and is a predicted model, not a curated record. Gene Ontology annotation, cellular component: nuclear inner membrane. The coding region runs from base 1 to 1377 and encodes 458 amino acids. Gene Ontology annotation, molecular function: extracellularly ATP-gated monoatomic cation channel activity.
AUGCCCAAACCAAAUGCAAACACUAAUGGAACGGCGAAGGAUAGGACGCAAAAAAGGUUUGGUGAAGUACUCGAAAACAUGUUCAUCUAUGACAUGCCCAAAGUCGUCCGCGUGAAGAAUAGAGCUGUUGGACUCCUAAACUGUUUAUUGCGCCUUUCAUUGCUUUUCUAUUUUUUGAUAUUCGUUAUGUGGUGCAACAAGUCUUAUCAACGGACAGACACGGCACUAAGUGGUGUGAUGACAAAAGUACGUGGUGUUGGGACGGUUGCCACUGGAAUUGGUGACUUGCCGUUGUGGGUAAUCGACGAAGCCGAGUUUACACUGCAGCCGGUACAGAAAUCUGGAUUCUUUAUCAUCACACGAAUCAUCGGCUACACAACACAACAUUACGGAUAUUGUGCCGAAGCGCGAAAUUUGGAAGAUGCCUUUUGUGAGCACGAUAGCCACUGUGUUUCUGGUCAUAUAGGGGGACAGUCUAUCCGAAGUCCUGCUGAUUACUUACCAGAUGGAUGGAAACUAGAUGUUGAAGCUGAUGCACAUGGAAUCUUUACUGGAAAUUGCCGUCAAGCCACAGAAAGUUGUGAAAUAUAUGGAUGGUGUCCAGUUCAAGAAGAUUUAGACUCUUUAUACUGUGGAGCGUACAUCCCGGAGCCCGAUCAAUCGACUGUUGGAUGUAACGAUUCAAUCUUGCAGAGCACAAUGUCCAAUGAAAUUGUCAACGGUUGUAUGUUCAAGCCCAUAAGUGAGGUGCUAAACUACACCGUAUUUAUCAAAAAUGCAAUAGAAUUUCCCUAUUUUAAAAAAGCUUCACAAAAUAUCCUAAAAUGGAUGAAUGAAACUUAUCUGAAUACCUGUUUGUACAACCCAAAGCACGAGAAGGAUCGUUUCUGUCCAAAUUUCAGAAUUAAAGAUAUGCUGGAUCUAAGUGGCGGAAACGCGUACCGUUUGUUGCGUCAUGGUGGAGUGAUUGCCAUAACAAUAGAAUGGAACUGUGAUUUGGACCUCCCCAUUGAACGAUGUCUUCCACGUUACAAUUUCCAUCAACUGGACGGGAGCGACGACGGUCUCUACGAUCAUAAAUCUAAUAUCGAAGGUUUGUCUAUGGAAAUCCGUCGUCCGCUCAGCAAGAAUAGCCGACUGUUUAGCAGAGUGAAUGGAAUUCAGUUUUGGGUCAUUGUUGAUGGUGAGGCGGCACGUUUCAACCUUUUCAUCUUCACCAUGUCUUUCGGAUCGAAUCUGGCGCUUCUAGGUUUAGCUUCAAUAAUCUGUGAUUAUUUGUUAUUCCACUGCACCCGAGAUGGGAAGCGGUAUAUUGCAGCAGCACAUGAACUGUGCAAAGAAAACGUAAGGUCGAUUGCAGUUCAAACUGAAAAGUGA